GAUAUUAAAAAUCGAACGUGAAGAAGAGAAAGGGUAGCGAAGAUGGAGGCUGGUGGCGGUAGUUUGGAGGAGGGGGAGAAGAAGAGGCUUGUGGAGACCUUCGUUGGCAUCGCCCCUACCACUCAGGAAGGCGCCCUCUUCUUCCUCGAGAGCCACGGCUGGAAUCUGGACUCCGCCAUCGUCUCCUUCUACGACCACCAGGCCGAUUCUCAGGACCACCUACGAGACUGGAAUCUGGAGUCCGCUAUCGUCUCCUUCUUCGACCACCAGGACGAUCCCCAGGGCCACCGAUCGCCCCUCCACCGAGGCCAGGACGACGAGGACGAAGAAUACCUCCCAACGGAGGAAUCCCUUUCCGCUGCGCCACAGCUGCGCGUGACGCGUUCGACGGCUGCUGCCGCUGCCGCUGCGUCGCUACCCCGAGCGACUCGGUCGGCAGCGGCACCCGGUUCAAGAGGGGAUCAGAAGGCAUCCAAGCCCUCUGGAAGCCGGUCGACCAUCCGUACCCUUGCGGAUUUCAACAGGAGAGCAGAUCCGGACAUUGACAGCGACGAGGAUGGGCCGCAGGAGUACUACACCGGUGGCGAGAAAAGCGGCAUGCUUGUUCAAGAUCCUGCAAAAGGUGGCAAUAAUGUAGAUGCGAUAUUUGAACAAGCCCAGAGAAUGGGCGCUGGCCAAGGGCCUUUUGAGCCUUCACAAUCCUCUAGUUCAAGAAGUUUUACUGGAACUGGUAGGCUUUUGUCUAGUGAAUCAGUACCGCCUGCUCCUACUGCUCCUGCUCCUACUGCUCCUGCUCCUGAUCGACCAGAAAAUAUCAUGCACAACAUUUAUUUCUGGAGGAAUGGAUUUACUGUGAAUGAUGGUCCAUUAAGGAGGUUUGAUGAUCCUGAGAACGCUGCCUUUCUGGCGAGCAUUACAAAGUCCGAAUGCCCCAAAGAGCUUGAACCAGCAGAUCGGAGAACUGCAGCAAAUGUGAAUCUCAUACGCCGGCAAGAAGAUUAUUCUGAACCUGUGAGACGAACUCCUGCAUUUCAAGGUGUAGGAAGGACUCUCGGAGGUGGAUUGUGUGAUAAGUCAGCCACUGAGGCUACAGCUGCUGCAUCCAAUGCUGUUGCUCCAUCAUUAUCAGGCCUUUCGGUCGAUGCCCUCUCGCCGUCCACUUCAAUUCAGCUAAGGUUAGCAGAUGGCGCGCGCAUGGUGGCAAGCUUCAACCUGCGUCAUACUGUAGGCCACAUCAGAGCAUUCAUUGACGCAUCGAGGCCUGGUUCGUCUAGGACUUACCAGUUGCAGACAGUUGGUUUUCCGCCCAAGCAACUGAAUGAUCUCGACAAGACGAUCGAUGAAGCAGGCCUUGCGAACUCAGUCAUCAUUCAAAAAGGCUAGUUUUCCUUUAUUUGCAUUGCUAUUGGACUAGGUAGUCUCAUCGCAACUCUGCUGAAACUAUCUGAAAAAACCUUAGGGAAUUGCUUCUGAUACUUAACUGAUAGAAAAUAUCAUGAAAUCUUCUUGGUGCCA
Messenger RNA from Zingiber officinale, 1515 nucleotides. RefSeq names its product plant UBX domain-containing protein 4-like. Bases 43 to 1383 code for a protein of 446 amino acids. The transcript has 4 exons. The record is from RefSeq and is a predicted model, not a curated record. Lineage: Eukaryota; Viridiplantae; Streptophyta; Magnoliopsida; Zingiberales; Zingiberaceae. Gene Ontology annotation, molecular function: ubiquitin binding. Gene Ontology annotation, biological process: nuclear membrane reassembly; membrane fusion; proteasome-mediated ubiquitin-dependent protein catabolic process. Gene Ontology annotation, cellular component: nucleus; cytosol.